Molecule: messenger RNA, 5520 nt
Organism: Symphalangus syndactylus (siamang)
Lineage: Eukaryota; Metazoa; Chordata; Mammalia; Primates; Hylobatidae
Gene: MOBP
Product: myelin associated oligodendrocyte basic protein
Cellular component (GO): cortical actin cytoskeleton
Molecular function (GO): actin binding; myosin binding
Source: RefSeq, a predicted model, not a curated record
CACCUUGUGUAAUGAAAAACCCAGAUCUAUAACCUCUCCCUAUAUAUUCUGCAUGCAUUGAAGUAGGCUCAAACCCUCAGGGACCUGGUAUAGACGCAGAAUCUGUUUCACACAACAACUGCUAUUUGAAGGAAAAAAAAAAAGAAGCAAAUGAUACCAAGACAAGCUCAUAACAGAGAUCCAAUCAGCAGAUGUGUACGGAUGAAAAUACAGUGAGAUGAGUCAGAAAACGGCCAAGGAGGGUCCCAGACUCUCCAAAAACCAGAAGUACUCCGAGCACUUCAGCAUACACUGCUGCCCGCCGUUCACCUUCCUCAAUUCCAAGAAGGAGAUAGUGGAUCGGAAAUACAGCAUCUGUAAGAGCGGUUGCUUCUACCAGAAGAAAGAGGAGGACUGGAUCUGCUGCGCCUGCCAGAAGACCAGCUCCUGCCAGCGUCGCUUAAGCAGCAGAGGAGAGCCCUGGCUCCCGCCUCCAGCUUCUUUUGGCCCUCUCAGAACCAGCCGCCGUGCCAAGUCCCCUCAGAGGCCCAAGCAACAGCCAGCUGCGCCCCCCGCGGUGGUCAAAGCGCCAGCCAAGCCACGGUCCCCUCCGAGGUCUGAGCGUCAGCCACGGUCCCCUCCGAGGUCUGAGCGUCAGCCACGGUCCCCUCCGAGGUCUGAGCGUCAGCCACGUCCCCGCCCAGAGGUCCGACCACCGCCAGCCAAGCAGCGUUCCCCUCAGAAGUCCAAGAAACAGCCGCGCAGCAGCCCCCUCAGAGGGCCAGGCGCCAGCCGUGGGGGGUCCCCCGUCAAAGCUUCUAGGUUCUGGUAACACCAUCUCUUCCCUUUUGUUCCCCAGCCCUAAGAUUGAAAAGGAAGAUCAGGCCGACCCCAAAGAAGAAGUGACCAAGGAGGAGUUUAAAGUGAAUGAACGGCCUCGGCUCCUGGACUCAUUGCUUCACAACCCAUCUACCCCUGGAUGAAGUUAUCUGGCUUCAAAUAUUAUGCAGGGGCAAACACCUGCUGAUUCGGCAACUGCUGAUGCUCAUGGUCCCCAUGGCAUGGGGGCCUCAGGGCAGCCUGCCUGGAGGAAUAUUUUUUCAAAAGUUCAGAUAUUUUUAAGAAGUCAAAGGUGUCUAUUGUAUUUAGCAACAAGGAACUGUUGGUGACCGUAUAGGACGGUUGAGGGGGCCAAAUCAGGCUCAGGCUGCUGUGCUUACACCAGAAAAUGUGGAAACUCAGGGCUGGAAGGGCCCUGGGAAGGCUUCCUGCCUGACUCCAUCACACAUGUCUCUGUCCAGCUAAUAACACCAUUACCAGGCAACAGUUUACCUACCAUCAAGUUCAGUGCUUUGACUUUGAUCAGCUGACUGGGUUUAUCUAAAGUACAGCACUUUGAAGAUGUCAUCCCAUUGUCUUCUGACCUCUAUAAUUGCCACUGAGAGAUCUGCUGUCAGUCUGCUUAUCCUUCCCUGGACUCAAGUUUCUUCAAUCUGAAGAUACAUGUCUUUCUCCAGGGACAUGUGAAAAAAAAAAAGAUGUUACACAACCACCAAAGUGGCAAAAAUAAAAAAAAAAUCAAGUAUUGGCAAAGAUAUGGGGAAAAUUCUCAUAAGCUACUGAUGAGAUUUAUAAAUUAUUAUGAUACCUUUGGGUUGCAAUCUGGGGAUACUAGCAAAGCAGAAAAUUGUAUAACCUGUGAUCAAGCAAUUAUAAUUUUAGGCACCCAUCCUAGAGAAAACUUGAAUUCAUAGAAAAAGUAGGUACAUGUAAAUCUGUUCAAUGAAUCAUUGUUUGGCAUUGAAAAUAGGAGAGAGAUAAAGAGAAAUUACCAAAAUGUCCAACAACAGAAUGAGUGAAUCACCUGUGGUAUAUUUAUAGAUAAAAAUCUUAAAUAGAAGGUUAAACAAAUCAGAUAUACACACAUUAGAUAGAUAAAUUUAGAGGACAAAAUAAGGAACAUAAAAAGCAAACAGUAGAUGGCAAAUGUAAUAUAAUAUACUAUGCAUAAAUUUUAACAACACACAAUAUUAUAUUGCAUAUUGCCCAAUAAGCAGAAGCCAUAAGGUCUCACAUUUUUCUUAUAAUGCAAUAGAAUAAAAAUGACAACAAAGUAAAAGAGUAUCCCCAAAACAAAACUAUCCUUUUGGAAAAAAAAAAAAGACUUAAAAUAAUUCCUGGUUUGAAGAAAUAACAGAAAUUAAAAGCUAUAUAUAAAUGGUUAACAGUAUUAGGUGGACAUAUUUGUUUGAAGAGAUAGGUGAAAGAUAGUUGAAAAGCCUGGGGGUAUCUUCGAGGUUAUAUGUCUUAGGAAACAAAAAUACUUGCUUGGGUUCAAUUUUGGAUCUGGGCUUGUUCUUGUGGCUUCUGAUGAUUUCUGACUUGGGGAAAAAUGGGGAAGAGUUGAAAUACAUCCUUCCACCCAAACCUUCGUUUAGUAAUAGGUAGGAAAAUUAAGAAGAAAAUAGAAUGUUGCAGAAUGUGGAGGGAUGUAAAAUGGACAGUACUAGGGUAGAGGGAAAGUCAGAUUAGAGGAAAGAAAGAGCAUCAGCAACAGUCUUGUGCUAGGAGCUGGUGUGGCCAAGCACAGUCAGAUGCCCAAAGAUCCAACAAGGCCAUGGCUCUGUGUCCUUGAGUGGGCACAACCAUUCCUAGCCAAGUUUAAUAGGCAAGUAAAAAUAUGGGGGCAAUGUCAGAUGAAGUCUUGUUCAGGGUAUGGGGCUAGGAUGAGAGAGAAUGCCACAGAGUAGGGAGGAAGAGUGAUAGAUCCAGAUGAGAUACAGCUCAGAGUGUCAUGCCCCCAGAAAAAGGAAUCAGGCAAGUACUGUCCCAAGGCAGCUGGAGGGUGAGGGCUGAGUGCCCUGGCUUCCUCACUUGGGGAGACCAUGGGUCUCUGUAGAAAUUCCAAUAAAAAGGCAGGGAAAUUUGACUGCAUGGAAUCUUCAGGUAGAAAUGUUUCUCUUGCCUAAAUUCAGGUGCUAAAUAAACAACAAAAUGGUAACCUCUACUAUGAAGCGUUUCCAACGAUGGGAUAUCUGAGGCCAUUACAUUCCUGGGAAUAACAUGGUGAGGGGCAGGGUGGUGGUGGUGGUGAAACAUAUGACAGACCACUGUAAGUGAGAACAAAUUACUGGCCCAGCCCAACCCACACCAAAUAAGAAAUUUAAUAUCCCUUUGGCCUGUUUUAGAUUUUGGCAAAGCCAGGCCCAUAGUGCUUGCUGGGCUCUCUCUUCCACAUCAUCCAGAAGACACACAUUUGCUACGGAAUGAUUGUGGAGGUGAGAGUAUAGUGCAUAUUAAUUCAUGCAAAAAGUUAGAUAUUAGCCCAAAAAUGUUAAUAACAAGAAACUACUGAAUCUCUGUUUGUCUGUUGUGGAAAUAAAACCUUCUGGGGAUGAAUCAAAACUAUCUGACAAUUACUUGAAAUGGGUGGAUAGCUAAAUGUAAUGUGCCUUGGAUAUUAUAACUAAAAGGUGCUAUAAUCCAGUUAUAUUUUUUAUCUUUUAAGGAUUGGUUCUGAGGAGCACUACCAGUAAAUAUUGCAAAAAUUACAUAAAGCUCCAAAAGCUACUCUGUGUAAACUUCUUGAGUGGGAAUUCUCAACCAUAAUAUCUGGAAUAUGACUGAUAAUUCUUGAUGUUAACUGAUUUUAUGUUCUGAUGUUUUGACUGGUUUUGGGAAAAAUUUUGGGAAAAAAGAGUUUUCCUCGUAAAUACCCAACAACUGGGUCUCUGGGUAAAAAGGCCUAAUUUAUAGAGAUUGCUAAUGUCCGUGGUGUAAACAUUUCCACAAUGCAGAUUUCUUUCUUUCUUUCUUUCUUUCUUUUUUUGAGAUGGAGUUUCACUCUUGUUACCCAGACUGGAAUGCAAAGGUGUGACCUUGGCUCACUGCAAUCUUCACCUCCUGGGUUCAAGUGAUUCUCCUGCCUCAGCCUCCCAAGUAGCUUGGAUUACAGGUGCCCACCACCAUGCCUGGCUAAUUUUGUAUUUUUAGUACAGAUAGAGUUUCACCAUGUUGGCCAGGCUGGUCUUGAACUCUGGACCUCAGGUGAUCCACCCGCCUCAGCCUCCUAAAGUGCUGGAGAUUACAGGCAUGAACUACCACGCCCGGGCCACAAUGCAGAUUUCAAACUAUGAACAUGAUUCUCUAGAGUUUACCAUCUGUCUUUUAAUUGGUAAAUUUGAUGCAGAAUUGGGAAGAGAAGCACACAAUUGACUCUCGUCAACUGGCACAGGCUGGUGCCAGUGCGCCGCUGUAUAUAUCCAUGGCCCUCUGUGAAGCUAGAGUUUACUACUAAAAUUUGUGCUCCAUAAAUAUACAAAGGCACUAGUAAGAGAAAAAAUACAAAGGGAAUAUAAACUAAAUUCAAAUUGGGGAGCUCAAAUGGAGAAAAUUGACUGAUAAUAUUUUUGAAACUUUGAAAAGUAGUAUUUGUCUAGAUUCACCUUUUAUUAUCUUUUCCUUUUUUUUUUUUGAGAUGGAGUUUUGCUCUUGUUGCCCAGGCUGGAGGGCAAUGGCACGUGAUCUCAGCUCACUGCAACCUUGGCUCACUUGUAACCUUCACCUUCCGUGUUCAAGUGAUUCUCCUGCCUCAGCCUCCCGAGUAGCUGGGAUUACAGGCACCCACCACCAUGGCCAGCUAAUUCUUUGUAUUUUUAGUGGAGACGGGGUUUCACCAUGUUGGCCACGCUGGUCUCAAACCCCUGACCUCAGGUGAUCCACCCACCUGGGCCUCCCAAAGUGCUGGGAUUACAGGCGUGAGCCACCGCGUCCAGCCUGUUAUUAUCUUUUAUUAAGCAAACAGGGUAUCUAUGUAUCAUACUGAGUGUUCUGAGCUCUCAGUUUCUUUGGUGUUCAUCUAGGUGGAGGCUGGGGCUUCCUUCCUUUCAGAUAUUGGUGCUAACUUGAUGCUGACCAAUGAAUUGAUGGGAUCUGCACACUGUAAAGCCGGUUUCAGGAUGGCUGAGCUGACAGUCAAGAAAGAAGAGAAGAUAUGAGCCGCCUGCAUUUUGGGGUGGUGGCAUUGAAAUUUAGACUUGUGAUUUGGUACGACAAUGUAUGGCUUUUUGUGAUUGUUAACAUUAAUGAAAACAAGAAAAAUUAGUUGCUCAAAAGUUGAAAAAUGGAUUUAUAAACUUUUUAUUAGAGUAAGGCAAAAGAACAUAUUAAAACAGAGGUAAAUUAGAAAUGUCAAUAAGAACCCAUGGACAUUUUUUAUAAGGAGGCUUUAUCUGUUCUGUCCCUACAGUGAUUUAUGCUCUUGGAUAUUUUUGCUGUCAUCCUGACAAAUUCUAGUUGGAAUGUGGAACAAGCUUAUUUGUAGACCUAGUGCCUGUGGCUUCUAAAGCAAUUUUCUGAAAAGAGAAACCACUGCCCGUUGGAAGAAUAGUUGAUUCCAUACCUCAAGCUAGGGAAAAAAAAUCAGAAUUUGUCUGUGAAUUCUAGAUGUUGACAGAAAGCAAGCUUUUAUUAGGGCAUCAGAGAGUCAUAAGUCCAUAGGAUGCAAAAAAGAAGAUGAAAUAAAAUUGCCUGAAAAACGCA